GGCCCCGCCACCUCCCCUCAGUGCCGAGCGCCCCUUCCGUCCCGACCUGUCCCGGUCCCGUCUCGUCCCGUCCGCCCCCUCCGGUGCGCGGCCAUGCGGGCACGGAGCAACCGCCGCCGCGCCUGAGGGGGUCGGGGCGGCCGGGCCCUGCCCUGCGGAGCGGGGAGCGGCACCGGGUAUGCGGGCGGUGGUAGCGGGCCGGGAGGUGGGAUGCUGUCGCGGAAGAAGACGCGCACGGAGCUCUCCAAGCCGGGUGAGGUGCAGGGCAAGUACGUGAAGAAGGAGACCAGCCCUCUGCUUCGCAAUCUGAUGCCUUCAUUUAUCCGUCAUGGUCCAACCAUUCCAAGACGAACUGAUAUCUGUCCUCCUGACUCAACAACUUCUGCAUAUGCUUCUGGUGGAGAUGGAAUUGUGUCCAGGAACCAGAGUUUCCUUCGAACUCCAGUGCAGAGGCCACCUCAUGAAAUAAUGAGACGUGAAAGCAACAGACUGUCCGCACCUUCCUAUCUUGCAAGAAGUUUAGCUGAUGUCCCCAGAGAAUAUGGAUCUUCCUCCCAGUCCUUCUUAACAGAAGCUAAUUCUGUUUUGGAAAAUGGAGAUGCUGGUGCCCGUUGUUAUUAUUACGAUCAUUUUUAUGAUGCCCAGAGGAGACGUCAGUUAAAUGAUCGCGUACAUGAGGACUACAGGUAUUAUGAACACACCAGUGAUCUUUUCCAGAGGAUGUCACAGAAUCAUGGGAGGCACACUUCAGGCAUCGGUAGAGUUGCUGCUACAUCUCUAGGAAACUUAACAAAUCAUAGUUCUGAAGACUUACCUCUUCCUCCUGGCUGGUCAGUGGACUGGACUAUUAGAGGAAGGAAGUACUAUAUAGAUCAUAACACUAAUACAACGCACUGGAGCCAUCCACUCGAGCGUGAGGGACUGCCUCCGGGAUGGGAGAGAGUUGAGUCAGCGGAAUUUGGAGUGUAUUAUGUAGAUCACAUCAAUAAAAGAGCUCAAUAUAAACAUCCUUGUGCUCCCAGCGUUCCCCGUUAUGACCAGCCUCCCCCAGUGACUUACCAGCCGCAGCAAGCUGAGCGAAGCCAGCCUCUCCUCGUCCCUGCAAACCCAUACCACACUGCAGAGAUUCCAGACUGGCUGCAGGUCUAUGCCAGGGCUCCUGUAAAAUACGAUCACAUUCUGAAGUGGGAGCUCUUCCAGCUGGCGGACCUGGACACGUACCAGGGGAUGCUGAAGCUGCUCUUCAUGAAAGAACUGGAACGGAUUGUGAAGCUGUACGAAGCGUACAGGCAGGCGCUCCUCACUGAGCUGGAGCAUCGCAAGCAGAGGCAGCAGUGGUAUGCCCAGCAGCACGGCAAGAAUUUUUAAGCUAACAACUCUCUUUAAUAGACUUCUAUGAGGACACUAUGAGCUUUAAAAGGUUUUCACACUUAAAACUAUGAAAAAGUGCUUUUGUUGAAAAGGCAGCUUAUUUUUGUUGAUGUUGCACCUUUGUUAUUAUCCUCUUUAAUAUUUUUCUACAUGUAUUAUGUAUUGUUUAUAAAAAUGAAAAAUGUUUGUUAAUCUUUUUUUCCACACAAGAACUAGUUUAUUAUUCUGAAAACCAGCGCAGAGUUUAAUCAGAGACUUGAUUCUGGUAUCUUUUUCUAGCAGUCAGCUGUAUUAUUAGGAAGCUGACGAUGUAUUUUUACAGGGCAAUAGAUGCAACUAUAUGAAAUGUCCUGGAUUCAAAACAUUGUUAAAAUCCAAAUGAAUAUUUCCGUGUAUUUCCCUCAGGAUUUCAUAUUCCCGAGAGAGAGGUCUGCUCUUUGUUUACAGCUUUAAUGUACAGACCGCCCAUACCGUUCCUCUUAACAGCACCCAGGGCUACAACCAGACGGAAGUGGAUUUCAUCAACCUAAAACCCAAGUGCUUCAGGAAAGCAAAGUCUGAGUUGCCUUAUUUUUUACUUUAACGCAUUUACUUUAGAUUUACUACUAGUUUUCACAGAAAUUAGAGGGGAAAUACUUGUACCCUCUUAAAGACCGAGAUCUCUAAGCAAACUUUUCACGGGUUUUUAAGUCUAGGUAAACUGCAUUUCAUAAAAGGUUACACAGUCACGUGGAAGGUAAUAGCGUUGUCUGACCAGCUUACCAGCCAGCUGUACCACGCCGUGGAAAAAAUCAGGGAUGUAACAACAAUUACUUUUUUUUUUAAUGAGCUUUUGUCUUGUAUUAAAGCUUCCUUCCUUGGGGAAAAUUUUUAAUUGUACAGUUACCCUCCCCGGUAUUUUCAUUUGGUUCAUUGAUUGUCCUGAAAUGUUAUUUAUGGAUUCUUUUUAGUGCAAUAAACAUUGUUGCAGACAAAAAAACCCCAACAUUUCUUGUAAAUCCUAUUAAUUCAAUAAAAAUAAUUUUGUUUAAUGAA
Grus americana (Whooping crane) is the source of this 2406-nucleotide messenger RNA. RefSeq names its product salvador family WW domain containing protein 1 (gene SAV1). The coding region runs from base 211 to 1368 and encodes 385 amino acids. The transcript is spliced from 5 exons. NCBI's taxonomy places the organism in Eukaryota, Metazoa, Chordata, Aves, Gruiformes, Gruidae. Gene Ontology annotation, biological process: hippo signaling; apoptotic process; regulation of cell population proliferation. Gene Ontology annotation, molecular function: protein binding; molecular adaptor activity. The record is from RefSeq and is a predicted model, not a curated record.